Ciona intestinalis (vase tunicate) is the source of this 998-nucleotide messenger RNA. Lineage: Eukaryota; Metazoa; Chordata; Ascidiacea; Phlebobranchia; Cionidae. The record is from RefSeq and is a predicted model, not a curated record.
UAUAUAUAAUGUUUACAUGACAAGAAACUAGCACAGCCUGUGGUUUUUCUCUCUUAAGACUACUAUAGGCAAUUGAUCUAUUAGCAAGCAACAUUGAAUUCCAAUUUCACCAGCAUGGCAACUACGGUUAAAGAUAUUUUGCUCUUCGUACCGAAUUUAAUUGGAUACGUCCGUGUAGUGCUUGCCAUUGCUUCAGCCUAUUACAUGCCGUUUGAUUACGUCACUGCUUCGUUGUGUUACGCCGUAAGCGUCGGCUUGGACGAUUUGGACGGCUAUGCUGCCAGGGCUUUAAACCAGUGCUCAAAGUUUGGGGCAAUGUUGGACCAAUUGACGGACAGGGCAGGCACUGCUACACUGGUGAUGACACUCAGCUAUUUUUAUCCCAAAUACAUGUUCUUGUUCCAAAUGAGCUUAGUAAUUGAUAUUGUCUGUCACUGGAUGCACCUCCAUGUCUCUGUUAUGAAUGGAGCACACCAUAAGUCAAUGGGAUUGGAUAGCAACCCAAUCAUGAAGCUCUAUUAUACAUCAAGGCCUUUCUUGUUCUUCAUGUGUGCUGGUAAUGAAACGUUCUACAUCAUGCUCUAUCUUCUUCAUUUCACAGAAGGACCUAUUGUUUUGGGCAUGAGUCUGUUUCGUGUUUGUCUCUUCGUUUCCUCUCCAAUCAUGGCAGGAAAGACGUUGAUCAGUAUCAUACACCUCACGGACGCUUCUAUUCGCUUGUGUGCAAUUGAUGCGGAUCAUAGAAAUAAGUCAAACUAAGUCCAGGAAUAGUAUUUUCGGCUACCGACUAAAGUUAGUUGGUCGCGAUUACUAUUGGUUGCCGCGGUUUUGAGCUUACGAGUUAACACGUGGGUAACGUUGUAUGUGAUUGUUUCAGUAUACUAGUUUAGUCGGUAGCCGUUGCUACCCAAGUGCUACAAUUUCUUGCCCAAUUUGCUGAUUUUUACCAGUUGAAUUAUAAUAUUUUAAAUAAAGUUAAAUUAAAAAUCACAGAAUUC